UACCUGGAGAUGCGCUUCAACCGCGCCGUGCGCCUCUGCGGGACGCUGCAGUACCUGCUGGCCACGGUGCUCUACACCGGCAUCGUGAUCUAUGCGCCGGCGCUCAUCCUGAACCAAGUGACCGGCUUGGACAUCUGGGCGUCUCUCCUGUCCACCGGAAUCAUCUGCACCUUCUACACGACUGUAGGCGGCAUGAAGGCCGUGGUGUGGACCGAUACGUUCCAGGUGGUGGUGAUGCUGAGCGGCUUUUGGGCCAUCCUGGCCCGCGGGGCCGCGCUCCUGGGCGGGCCCCGGCAGGUGUUCAGCCUGGCCCAGAACCUCUCCCGGAUCAACCCAAUGGACUUUGACCCUGACCCUCGGAGUCGCUACACGUUCUGGACCUUCGUGGUGGGCGGCACGCUGGUGUGGCUCUCCAUGUACGGCGUGAACCAGGCACAGGUGCAGCGCUACGUGGCCUGCAGCACGGAGCGGAAGGCCAAGCUGGCCGUCCUCAUCAACCAGCUGGGCCUCUUCCUGAUCGUGAGCAGCGCCGCCUGCUGCGGCGUCAUCAUGUUCGUCUUCUACAGCGACUGCGACCCUCUCCUCACUGGGCGCAUCUCCGCCCCAGACCAGUACAUGCCCCUGUUCGUGCUGGACAUCUUCGAGGACCUGCCCGGCGUCCCCGGGCUCUUCCUGGCCUGCGCCUACAGCGGCACGCUCAGGGCGUCCUCUUCGGGUUAGGCUCGGGCUUCUUCCUGUCCCUCUGGGUGGCCUUGGGCGCCACGCUGUACCCGCCCAGCGAGCAGACCAUGGGAGUCCUGCCGUCUUCGGCUGCAGGCUGUGUGGUUCCCUCCAGCAAUGCUUCAGUCCUUCUGGACUCACUCCCCACUCUCAACAGCUCCGGCCUCCCAAAUGCUGAGAUGACAGACUCCGGCUCCAGCUCCACGGAGGACCUGGGGCGGCCCGCCCUGGCCGACAGCUUCUACGCCAUCUCCUACCUGUACUACGGAGCCCUGGGCACGCUCACUACGGUGCUGUGCGGAGCCCUGGUCAGCUACCUGACCGGACCCACCAGGCGCAGCGCCCUGGGCCCCGGGCUGCUGUGGUGGGACCUCGCACGGCAGACGGCAUCGGUGGCCCCCAAGGAGGAAGUGGCCACCGUGGGUGAUGGCCUGGUAAAGGGUCUGGAAGAAAUUCCUGCAGGAGCCAAAAACACCCCCCACUUCCAGCCUACAGAGGAAGACGGCGUGCUCUUCCUGCAGAGCGAGGAGAAAGGGCCCGGGCCCUGGGCUCCUUGCAGCAGCAAAGGCCGCGACCUGGACCGGGAGACCAAUCUCUGAGGGCAGGGCCAGCACCUGGGAUGGACCGCUACACAGUCCAAUCCCAGGCCACGGGCAGCGGUCUCACACUCCUAUUGGCUGGACAGUAUCCUAUGCAAAUAAGCUUGGGCAGGCAUAGUCCCCGCCCGCCCGUGGAAGGGGUCGAGGCCCCGCCCCCUGGAAGUCACUGUGUAGCCCCUGGGUUGGGAGGGAGAGUCGCUCUGGUCGCCUCCAGCCUUUACUCCUCCUCCUGCUGUGGCUCCCAUUGCCUUAUGAGAACACCCACCGUGUGGCAUUCCCCCGAAUUCAUUGGGAACCUCAGAAAGUGAGCUUGCUGGAAACAGGGUCUGAACAGCUGUCACUGGCCAGAUUAAAAUGAGGCUAUACUGCAACAGAUACUGCAGCAGAGCCACCCGAAUCCAAACCCGGGGAGGAGGGCUAGAGUCCAGCUCAGCGAGGUGGGCUUGAGGCACGGGGUCUGUCCCAUCCCUGCCGAACCAAAGUCAAAACAAAAUGUGGCCCGGGCGUGGCACACACCUGUCAUCUCAGCACUCGGGAGGCUGAGGCAGGAGGGUCGCGGCAAGUUGGAGGCCAGCCUGGACUACAUAGCGAGGACGGAGGUAGAGGUCGAGUGACAGAUCUAAAAGCCGGAAAAUGCCAGGGGUUGCCAGGAGCCAGAAGGAGGCUGGGACUAGGUCUGCCUUUGAGCCCUUAGGAGCCAUGACACUUCAUGCCCUGACUUUGGACUUCCGAUUCCUGAACUCCCAGAGAACUCUCUGUGUUGUUUUCUGCCAGCCAGCCAAUGGCAGUUUGUUCUAGCAGCCACAAACACUCAUACCCAUCCCCUGACCUAGACCCUGCCACCCCUGAACAUGUUGUUCUUUUUCCUAGCUGAGUAGUAUUCCACUGGAUGGGCUGUCCUGUGCCACUGAUUCCCCCGGGUUGGACCUCUGUGUUGUUCCCAGCUCUCUGUGAUCAGAAAUAAAAUUGUAAUAGACA
Chinchilla lanigera (long-tailed chinchilla) is the source of this 2297-nucleotide messenger RNA. RefSeq names its product solute carrier family 5 (sodium/iodide cotransporter), member 5 (gene Slc5a5). Gene Ontology annotation, molecular function: symporter activity. Gene Ontology annotation, cellular component: membrane. The record is from RefSeq and is a predicted model, not a curated record. Gene Ontology annotation, biological process: sodium ion transport; iodide transmembrane transport. Lineage: Eukaryota; Metazoa; Chordata; Mammalia; Rodentia; Chinchillidae.